AAGAGAGAUAAAUAUAGAGAGGCAGUGUUGUGUGUCGGUGGAUUAUUUUUGGUUUUCCUCACGAAACCGAUUUUUGAGGAAUAAAACUAAAAACAGCCAUAUCAAACCAACCUCAUAAUUCUCUCAUGGACGGCGGCGGCGGCAGCGGAGCACCGAGAGUCUCGAGCCGGCGGCGGAGCGAGAAGCCGUAUAAAGGCAUCCGGAUGCGCAAGUGGGGGAAGUGGGUGGCCGAGAUAAGGGAGCCCAACAAGCGAUCUAGAAUCUGGCUCGGCUCCUACUCCACCGCCGUCGCCGCCGCGCGCGCCUACGACACCGCCGUCUACUACCUCCGUGGCCCCACCGCUAAACUUAACUUCCCCGACCAAAUCGCCGCGAUCGGCGGCGCCCUCAACGACCUCUCCGCCGCCUCAAUAAGGAAGAAGGCGGCCGAGGUCGGCGCCAGAGUCGACGCCGCCGCCAAUCCUCAGUCGCUGAAACCGUGUUGGUUUCAUGAAGAGAUCGAUCUGAACAAGCAGCCCGAACCCGAAGACUCCGAGCUUGACUACUAUAGCUCAUAGUAAUUGUAAUUGUUACUACUACAAAUAACUUUUUUUUUUAUUACUUUUGUUUAAUAUUUUUUUUAAUAUUUAGGGAAGGGGUGUGAUGAUAACAUGCACCUCGUAGUUGAGUAAUCUGUUUAGAUUUAAUGUUUUGAAUUUUUUGUAUAUUAUUAUUGGUAGAUUUUGAUUUAUUUUUUUAUGGUACUAUUGUGUAUGGCGUUUUAGUUGAGUAAAAGAAAAUUAAUGUAAAUAUGUAGAGAAUUAAUUGAGGAAUUAGCAUGUGAGGGUUGAUGA
This is a messenger RNA of Salvia hispanica, 833 nucleotides long. The record is from RefSeq and is a predicted model, not a curated record. Lineage: Eukaryota; Viridiplantae; Streptophyta; Magnoliopsida; Lamiales; Lamiaceae.